This is a messenger RNA of Debaryomyces fabryi, 942 nucleotides long. RefSeq lists its product as uncharacterized. The coding region runs from base 1 to 942 and encodes 313 amino acids. The record is from RefSeq and is a predicted model, not a curated record. The transcript has a single exon. Lineage: Eukaryota; Fungi; Ascomycota; Pichiomycetes; Serinales; Debaryomycetaceae.
AUGCUCUCGAAAACAAAUAGAGGAUUUCAAGUCAGAAUAAGAACAGCGAGUAAAGCUCUUUUGUCAUAUACAAGUAAUGAAGCUGGGCGUAAUUUUGUUGAUUCGGCGCUUAUUCUGAGUCGAGAUUUAUACAAGGAGAAUACUAGAAUAAAUUCAUACAAGAAAAUUCCUUAUGAAGGACUGAAGCCGUCUUUCUAUAGAAGAGCAGCUUCCGAAUUUGAAUCUGAAUAUUUGGAUCGAAAGGGACUGGGAAAUACGAGAAUUCUAGAAGUUUUAGACGUGGAUAAGGAUUUCGAGUCUAGGAUAGCUCCUAGAACGGAACAUAUUCAGCAGUUCGUGGGGGAUGAAUUUCCAUUGUCAUUAAAAGAAAAGCUUAGCAUACUAUGUGGUCUUUCAAAUUUUCCCUUAAUCUUCGAACAACGAGGUAAAAAUAAUGUAUCCAAGACGGAUAAAAUAUCAAAUAAUUCAACCGGUGAGCAAUUAUUUCCAAAUUUAAUAGAAGGUGAAGAAUAUACAACAGAAAAGCUCCGCAAUAUUGGAAAGGCUAUAUUUGAUCUUCACCUUGGACUCAGUACCAUCUUUGCUGACGAAAAAUAUCUUUCGCUUCCGUCUGACAGCUUGGAGCAAACAAUGAACCUAUUUAAUGACGAUAGGGAAAUAAUACCUUUAUUCAUGAAACGUAAUUUUAUUUACGAUUGCAUACUUCCUUAUCAAGGAACCAUGAGGUGUGGUAUGAUUCACUCGUCUGAAAUGAAUAAGAAGAGAAAAGUGAAAAUUCAGGAUGCCACCUCAAUAGGAAGCUUUUAUACUAUGAUAGGAUUAUUAUCGGUGAAAUUCAAUAAGGAAGAUGUGUUGAAAAAGGUAGUUUAUGGCAAAAUUAUCAACGGAAGGACAGGCUUGGUGUCUCUUGCUACCGAAACAUUAACAAAGCUAAGAACCUGA